AUGAUCUUGCCAAAUAUGAGUUAAUAAUAAAUUAAAAUGAAGCAAAUAGAGAAAUUGUAAAAGCAAGGAUCAAUUAUAAAAAAAAUAAAAUAAAUUCUUUUAGCAUAUAAUUUUUAAUCAACUCGAUUGAAUGUUUGCAAGAGUUUAUAUAAUGAAUCGUUGGUAAAAAAUUAAUCAAGUGAUAGAUAUUUAUUUAAAUGAGAAAAAAAUAAAGUGAAAGAUAAAGUUGGUUUUAAAAAUAUUCUGUUUUGAAAAAUUAAAGGAUUCCAUCACAAAAAAUAAAUUUAUCAAUCAAUAAGAGCAGUAAAAUCCAAUCAUUAAUAAAAUUUGUACAUUUUCUUGUAAUUUUAAAUAGAAAUGUCGUAAGAUUAUUAAUAACAACUUGAUGAGGCUGAAUAUUAUUCUGCAAAUGGUAAUAUUUAAUAGCAAAUUAAAGCUGCUAUAUUAUUUCAUUAGAGUCGAUUUGAAGAAGCAUUAAAACUUUAUGAUUAUGCUAUUUAUAGAAAUCCUUUAAAUGCUAAAAAUUUUACAGCGAAAGGUAAUUUUUUUAUUAUUAUCAAGCUUGUAUUCUCUUUCGAUUGAAUCGAAAGGAAGAAGCAUUAUAAUAUUAUGACUAUGCUAUUGAAAGGGAUCCAUAUGAUGGCGAUUUGCUAGGAGCUAAAGGUAAAUUUAAAAUAGUUAAAAGGUGCUACAUUAUUUACUUUGAAUCGAUAUGAAGAAGCAUUAUAAUGUUUGGAUUGUGCUAUAAAUAUGAAUCCUAAUGAUGCUUUAAAUUUUUUCAACAAAGGUAAAAGUUGAAAUAGUUAUUCAAGCUGAGAUACUUCUAAAAAUGAAUCGAAAAAAGGAAGCAUUAUAAAAUAUUGAUUAUGCUAUUAAUAUACAACCUAAUAAUGAUGAGCAUUUUGCAUUUAAAGGUAAAUUACAAAUUCUUAUAAAAGCUUCUGCAUUAAUGUAAAUAAAUCGAAAUGAAGAAGCAUUAUAAAAUUAUGAUUAUGCUAUUAAAAGAUCUCCUUAUAAUGCGAAUUAUUAUGCAGCCAAAGGUAAAUUAAAUAUAGUUUUUAAAGGUGCCAUAUUGUUUAAAUUGAACCGAAAUGAAGAAGCAUUAUAACAUUAUAAUCAUGCUAUUGAUAUUAAUCCUUAUGAUACUAAUUAUUCUACAGCUAAAUGUAAAUUUGAAAACCUUAUUAAAGCUGCUAUAUUAAUUAUAAUGAAUCAAAGUUAGGAAGCAUUAUAAUUAAUUGAUAAUGCUAUUAGUAGAGAUCCUUAUAAUGCUAAUUAUUAUGCAGCUAAAGGUAAAUUAGAUAUAGUUUUUCAAGGGACCGUACUCUUUAAAUUGAAUCGAAAUGAAGAAGCAUUACAAUAUUUUAAUUAUGCUAUUAAUCUGGAUCCUGACUGUGUUAAUUUUUAUACAGCUAAAGGUAAAUUAUUUAUAGUUUUUAAAGGUUCAACAUUAUUAAAAUUGAAUCGUAAUGAAGAAGCAUUAUAGUAUUUUGAUUAUGCUAUUAAUAAAACUCCUGAUGAUGCUAGAUGUUAUGAAUUAAAAGGUAAAUGUUGAAUUUUUAAAUUCAAGCAAAAACACUUGCUUUAAUGAAUAGAAAUGAAGAUGCAAUAUAACAUUAUGACUAUGCCAUUACUCUCAAUCCCGAUUGCGCUGAUUAUUAUGCAAAAAAAGGUAAAUUUAAAUUAGUUUAUUUAGCUGAUGCACUUAAAAGGAUGAAUCGAAAUGAAGAAGCAUUAUAAUUUUUUGGUGAAGCUAGCAAUAAAAAUCCGGAUUGUGGUGAUUAUUAUGCGAAUAUAGGUAUAUUUUGAACUAAUUAAUUUAGCUGAUACACUUAAAAAAAUGAAUCGAUAUGAAUUAGCAUUAGAGUAUUAUGAUUAUGCCAUUGCUCGCAAUCCUGAUUGUGCUAAUUAUUAUGCAAACAAAGGUAAAUUUAAAUUAAUAAAUUUAGCUGAUACACUAAAAAAAUUGAAUCGAAAUGAAGAAGCAUUAUAAUAUUUUGAUUAUGCUAUUAAUAAGGAUCCUAAUUUUGCCAAUUAUUUUGCAAACAAAGGUAAAUUUUCCAAAUAUUUAAUCAAGGCGAUGUGCUUAGAAAAAUGAAUAGAAACGAAUAAGCAUUAGACUAUUAUGACUCUGCCAUUUAUAUAAAUCCUGAUGAGCCUCAUUAUUACGCAGUAAAAGGUAACUUUAAAUUAGUAAUUAAAGCUAUGACAUUACUUUAAAUGAAUCGAAAUGAGGAGGCAUUAUCAUAUUAUGAUUACGCUAUUAAUAAAAAUCCUGAAGAUGCUAGAUAUUAUGAAUACAAAGGUAAAAUUUGAAUUUAUUAUUUAAGCUGAUGUACUUAGAAAAAUGAAUAGAAAUGAAGAAGCAUUAGAAUAUAUUGAUUAUGCCAUUAAUAGAAAUUCUGAUUAUGCAAAUUAUUAUGCAUUUAAAGGUAAAUUUAAAUUAUUUAAUCUAGCUGAUACGCUUAAAAAAAUAAGUCGAAAUGAGGAAGCAUUACAAUUUUUUGAUUAGGCAAUUGAUAGAAAUCCAAAUUUUGGUGAUUAUUAUUUAAAUAAAGGUAUCCUUUUGAUUAAAACUUAAGCCGAUGCACUUAGAAAAAUGAAUAGAAAUGAAGAAGCAUUACAAUAUAUUGAUUAUGCUAUUAAUAACAACCCUGAAGUAGCCAUAUAUUAUUAAUAAAGAGGUAAAUUUAAAAUAUCUAUUUAGCUGCUACACUUCUUCAAAUGAAUCGAAAUGAAGAGGCAUUAUAUUAUAUUGAUUAUGCUAUUAAUAAAAAUCCUGAGGAUCCCAUAUUUUAUGAAUAAAAAGGUAAAUUUAAAUUAAAACUUAAGCUGAUACACUUAUAAAAAUGAAUAGAAAUGAAGAAGCAUUAUAAUAUAUUGGUUAUGCUAUUAAUCAAAAUCCUGAUAAAGCUUAAUAUUAUCUAUAAAAAGGUACCUUUAAAAAAAAAUAAUAAAAAGCACUUUAAUAUUAUGAUUCUGCAAUCAAGAGAAAUUCUAAUGAAACUUUGCUUCAAUCAAAUAAAGGUAAAUUUUGAACAAUUAUUUUAAGCUGAUAUGAUAUAAAAAUUGAAUUAAAGUGUGGAAGCACUAUAUUAAUUAAUUUAAAACAUUCCUAAUAUUAAUGACUAGAUCAAUAAAUUUUUUAUAGUAACAAAAAUUAUUUGAAUAGGCUUCAUAUCUUGAGGACCAAAACAAUCAUGAUUGA
Molecule: messenger RNA, 3208 nt
Organism: Paramecium sonneborni
Lineage: Eukaryota; Ciliophora; Oligohymenophorea; Peniculida; Parameciidae
Source: the annotation of a GenBank genome assembly